AGCCUGCUGAAUCAGACUGCCAGGACUGCAGCCCACCGCCUCAUUCUCACAUCAGGAGGGCACCAUUAGUGAUCCGACAUCCAGGAUGUUGGACAACGAGGAGUUCAUGGUGGAGACCUCCCCGCGGGAGCUCAUGCAGAACCCGCUCAGGAAGAUCUGGAUGCCGCACAAAAACGGGCACAUAGCUCACAGACGGGUGUGUAUGAUGAACUGCCCGACCCUCAUUGUGACUGUGGGACUUCCAGCCCGAGGGAAGACUUACAUUUCAAAGAAGCUUACACGCUACUUAAACUGGAUAGGUGUGCCAACCAAAGAGUUCAAUGUUGGCCAGUACCGGAGAGAGAGUCUGAAGAUCUACAAAUCCUUUGAGUUCUUCCGUCCAGAUAAUGAAGAGGGAUUAAAAAUCAGACGUCAGUGUGCGUUGGCAGCACUUAAUGAUGUUCGGCAGUACCUGAGUGUCGAAGGAGGACAGGUGGCGGUGUUUGAUGCCACAAAUACAACAAGAGAAAGGAGAGGGACCAUUGUGAAGUUCGCGGAGCAGAAUGGGUUCAAGGUAUUUUUCGUGGAGUCUGUGUGUGAGGACCCAGAUGUUAUUGCACAAAAUAUAGUGCAAGUUAAGCUGGGCAGCCCAGACUACAUACACUGCAACACAGAGGAGGCCAUUGAGGACUUCAUGAAGAGGAUCGAGUGUUACGAGUCCUCCUACCAGCCUCUGGACGAAGUUAUGGACAGGGAUCUGUCCUACAUAAAAAUCAUGGACGUGGGCCGUCGUUACCUGGUGAACCGCGUCCUUGACCACAUCCAAAGCCGAAUCGUCUACUACCUGAUGAACAUCCACAUCACGCCACGCUCCAUCUACCUGAGUCGCCACGGGGAGAGCGACCUCAACAUCAAGGGACGGAUUGGAGGAGAUUCUGGCUUGUCUGCCAGAGGAAAAGAGUUUGCCAAAAGUCUGGGGAAAUUCAUCCAGGACCAGAACAUCAAAGAUCUAAAGGUGUGGACGAGCCAGAUGAAGAGGACAAUCCAGACGGCGGAGUGUCUUGGGGUGCCAUACGAACAGUGGAAGUCACUCAAUGAAAUAGAUGCUGGUGUGUGUGAGGAGAUGAUGUAUGAGGAGAUCCAAGAGCAUUACCCUCUGGAGUUUGCACUGAGAGACCAAGACAAGUACCGCUACCGCUAUCCUAAAGGAGAGUCUUAUGAAGACUUGGUGCAGCGACUGGAGCCUGUGAUCAUGGAGUUGGAGAGACAGGAGAAUGUUCUGGUUGUUUGUCACCAGGCAGUCAUGCGUUGUCUUCUUGCAUAUUUCCUGGACAAGACUGCAGAGUUGCCUUAUCUUAAGUGUCCUUUGCAUACAGUGUUGAAGUUGACCCCCAUGGCUUACGGAUGUAAAGUGGAGUCUGUCUAUUUAGGCGUGGACUCUGUGAACACACACAGAGAAAAACCAGAGAAUGUGAACGUGCAGCGCACCACAGAAGAUGCUCUGCAGACAGUCCCAGCUCACCUCUAACCUCCUGCACUCCCCGUUCCAGCCGAGACCUCGUCCGACUAUCUGCUCGGACUUCUGAACUGCAUAAUGGCAGCGGUGCUGUUCAACCACCCAGACUCAAACUGUAAAGCACUUUCACUGAACGUCAUUUUUAUAUGUAAUCUGUUCUGUUGUGAACUUCACUGAACUGUUACUCUAGCUCAGCUCCAACUGAGGACAACGAAAGGAAAAUGCCAAUAUUUUUUUCAUAUGUGGGUCUGCUGUUGCUGUUGCAAUAAUAUUCCCUUACAUUUCAGCACCUUUUUCUCCAUGAUGAUAUUUAAUAACUACUGUGUAUCGUGCACCGUGUAUCCUGCCAUAUGCUUCCAGUGUUUCUGAAGACGUUUUAACUGUUUGAAAAACGAGUAUCGUGACACUAAAAAACUGUGAAGAUUCUAAAGAAAAGACUACUUCAGUUAAAAUGAUAAAAGUCGUAAUUCCCUGACUGAUGAGCAGAAACGCAAAUGAACUUUUUAUUUUUUUAAAAACUGUUUUUCUUUGCUAGUUGUUGGAUUAUAUUAAAAAGGCAGCCAUUGUGUUACGGAGGCCCUGAGAGGCAAGUGAGCAAAGAAUUCUGGUGAUACAUUUUUUAAGUCUGACCUACACGGUUUUCUUUCCUGUGUUAAUGACUCAAGAACAGGUGGAAAAAAAUGUCCUAAAAAUGCAGGAUAGUCUUUUUAAAAUUAAGAUAAUUUGAGCAACAAGUGGAAAAGAGUUUUGCCUGGAUCAAUUUUGUUGUGAAUUUUUUAUUUAUUUUUUGUCAAGUGUUGUUCUAAAACUCAUUUUGUCAUGACUGCCCCAUUUUUAAAAUGACUAAAAGCAUUCGUGAGUUCUCCCAGGUGAGUUUUAAUUUCUCCAUGCACUCUAAACACGAGGUUCAUAUAUUGUGUGUUAAUAAGUUAUUUAACACUGCUCUCAUUUGUUUUUCUUUCGGCUAGAAAUAAUAAUGUUUAUUUACAUUUUUAUUUUGCUUAACAAGGUGAAGAUUGUGUGAUUUAGUCUGCGCCAAAAGAAGAAACGACAGUAAUGUUACAGAACUUGUCCUAUGUAGAGCAUGGGGUUGUGGUGCACUUCAGCCUCUUGUGGCCGAAAUGAGUAUUACAACUACCAACACAAAAAAAUAUAAAGAAAGAAAAUUCACCUACCACUUUUUCCCACCUUUCACAGAUGGGGGGAAAAGUAAUUUAGAAAUGUGAUGCUGACUAAAGUUAUUUUUCCACCUGAGACAACCUUUUUUCACCUGUUGUUAUGUCAUAAACAGGAGAGAAAACUAUUUAGAUUUAGGGAAAAGGAUCACCAGAAUUGUUCUUCCUCAGUUGCCUCUCAGGGCGUCCGUACAGUGUAUCUACUCUGAGUAAACAAAGAUUAAUAUAAAUCUUAAACCAUUUCAGAGGUGAUAAUAAAAUCCUUUCACCAUAAAGGAUGGAAAUGAGAUUGUAAAUAUACCUGACACAGAUGUAGCUUCUGUUCUGUAACCUGAACUCUUGGGAUCAGACCUUUCCUCUGUUACUAUUAUAAUGUUUAAACCAAAAAUAAUUUUUGGGAUGGACAGUGAAAUGCUGUGACAAAUCUCCAGUCAUUAGUCUGUCACUGAAGAAGGCAGCCUUUGAUUGACCUGUGAUGUUAUUGUUGAAAUGAAUGCCUCGGUUUAAAGGUACCGUGCAAACUGUACACGCAUGUGUGUUUGAUGUAAAAUAUAUAUAUGUGUGUGUGUGUGUGUGUGUGUGUGUGUGUGUGUGUGUGAAUCUACAUGUAUUUUAUGGUUUAUCAGUUUUUGGAGACCUCUGUACAUUUUCUGUAAUAUUAUACAUUUGAUAUUGUACAUUACUGUGCUGAAAAUAUGAUUCCAAAUGCCUUGUUUGUCUCCAGCUGUCACAAUCUCAAUAAACUGUCAAAGUUUGGGGUAAA
Epinephelus moara (kelp grouper) is the source of this 3433-nucleotide messenger RNA. It is a transcript of the gene pfkfb4b, whose product is annotated as 6-phosphofructo-2-kinase/fructose-2,6-biphosphatase 4b. The record is from RefSeq and is a predicted model, not a curated record. Gene Ontology annotation, molecular function: fructose-2,6-bisphosphate 2-phosphatase activity; 6-phosphofructo-2-kinase activity; ATP binding. Gene Ontology annotation, cellular component: cytosol. Gene Ontology annotation, biological process: fructose metabolic process; fructose 2,6-bisphosphate metabolic process. The coding region runs from base 86 to 1507 and encodes 473 amino acids. NCBI's taxonomy places the organism in Eukaryota, Metazoa, Chordata, Actinopteri, Perciformes, Serranidae. The transcript is spliced from 14 exons.